Dioszegia hungarica is the source of this 912-nucleotide messenger RNA. RefSeq lists its product as uncharacterized. Gene Ontology annotation, cellular component: endoplasmic reticulum-Golgi intermediate compartment; extracellular exosome. Gene Ontology annotation, molecular function: calcium ion binding. The record is from RefSeq and is a predicted model, not a curated record. The coding region runs from base 1 to 912 and encodes 303 amino acids. NCBI's taxonomy places the organism in Eukaryota, Fungi, Basidiomycota, Tremellomycetes, Tremellales, Bulleribasidiaceae. The transcript has 10 exons.
AUGGCAGCGGCCCACGGAGAUCACAGUUUCGACCUAAAUGACGCCGCAGACGACGGCAUGUCGUAUGCUGAGCGCCAUAUGCACACAGAGCAUCAUAUCGAUAACUUUGACCUCCCCGCCUUUUUCACCCUGCACGAUCUGAAUCUCGACGGGAUGUGGGACGUACCUGAAAUAGAAGCCGUUUAUGGGGUGCACCAUCAUUCCGUCAAGGAGGCAGUAGGAGGACAGCAGGAGCUGGUGGAUGGGCGUGCGGCGACUAUUGUGGCUCAGGUACUGGCGAAGCUGGACAAGGAUGGGGAUGGAAGAAUCAGUAUGGCUGAGUUUGAGGCGGGAGGUAAAGAUGGUCUACCAUCGUUCGUGGGGUACAAGAACUUGGGUCAUCACUAUGAUGAGGAGUCCGAAUAUUUCUUGCACCACGAGGAGCUGUAUCACUCGACACCCGAGACUCAGACUGAUGAGGCAUACAGCCACCCAGAAGAUAUCGCCCAUUUCAAACACCACGCCCACAUAGAAGCCGAAGAAGACGCCAGAGAGCGGGCUUUCCAAGGCCUUGACCCCAAAGCCGACCUGACCAAAGAUCACAUCGCGGUUGAUCCGCUCGCGGAGCACGCCCACGCCCCAGGGGAAGGACCGGACGAUAGUGCUUCUCAGCAACCUGGUACGACGCCUCAAGCGGGCGAAGAGGCCGCAGAGAACCAGACGCCACCGCCCAGGCAGAGGGUCAUGGCGGGAGCGCAACCGAAUCGGAUCAGAGAUGCGGACGUACGGUCGGAAUUGGACGAGGCGAAGCGGUCGGGAGGGGCCGAGGGGCGGUACGAUGGGCACAAGCCGCGCUCGCCGGAGGAGAGAUUGAGGGCUGGGGUGCCGUAUAAAUACAAGAUGCGCAAAGGCUUCAGAGCGGACGAGUUCUAG